Messenger RNA from Pyrus x bretschneideri (Chinese white pear), 1375 nucleotides. Its product is annotated as protein GET4. Gene Ontology annotation, biological process: protein insertion into ER membrane. Lineage: Eukaryota; Viridiplantae; Streptophyta; Magnoliopsida; Rosales; Rosaceae. The record is from RefSeq and is a predicted model, not a curated record. Gene Ontology annotation, cellular component: cytosol. The transcript is spliced from 12 exons. Gene Ontology annotation, molecular function: protein binding. The coding region runs from base 82 to 1062 and encodes 326 amino acids.
UUUUUGUUGUGUGAUUGAGUUAGAGAGUACAACCUUUGCUCACUUUGAACUCGACGCUCAAAGAAACUGAGACCCAUCAUCAUGUCGCGGGAGAGACCCAAAAGAGGCGCACUGCCUCCCGCCCAAGAGAAUAUUGAGAAAUUAGAGAAAGUUGUAGAGGAAGGUAAUUACUAUGGAGCUCAACAAAUGUACAAAUCUAUUAGUGCAAGAUAUGUAUCUGCUCAGAGGUUUUCUGAGGCUGUGGAUAUCCUUCAGUCCGGCGCAUGCAACCAACUGAAACAUGGGCAGGUUACUUGUGGUGCUGAGUUGGCUGCUUUGUUUGUGGAAACACUUGUCAAAGGAAGAUUCCCUUAUGACGAUGAAACACUAGGUCGUGUCAGGAAAAUUUAUAAAGCAUUUCCUCGGAUACCUGUGCCACAGCAGUUAGGGGAUUUAGAUGACAUGCAACAACUUUCUGAAACACUUGGGGAAGCAAAAACAUGUGUUGAGGGCUGCUCAUCGUUCCUAAAAUCUGCUCUUAAGUGGUCUAAGGAGUUUGGUGCACCCAAGGGUGGAGCUCCAGAAAUACAUGUCAUGUUAGCGAACUACAUAUAUUUUGAAUCUCCUGAGGUGGACAUGGUUAGAGUGUCGCAUCAUUUUGUUCUAGGAAACAACCCCAAAGAGUUUGCUUCGACUUUAGUAAAUUUUAUGGGCAAGUGUUAUCCGGGGGAAGAUGAUUUGGCCAUUGCACGAGCGAUUUUAAUGUAUUUGGCAGUUGGUAAUCUGAGAGAUGCCAAUAUUCUCGUGGAUGAGAUAAAGAAGCAAGUGGAGUCUAAGCAGCUCGACUUUCCCAAAUCCAAUUUGAUCCAGUUCAUCAAUUUUCUUUUGCAAACGUUGCUGAGAGAUGCUCUUCCGCUUUUUAAUAUGUUGAGAGAGAAAUACAAAUCAAGCUUGGACAGAGAACCAACAUUUCAUGAGUUGCUGGAUGAAAUCGCGGAGAAGUUUUAUGGAGUACGGCGCAGAAAUCCGCUGCAAGGGAUGGGAAUGUUUGGCGAGAUUUUCAAGAAACUGUUCCAAAAAUGAGUCUUGAAAUAAUCGAGCGGCAUUCUUAUUGCAAUCUCAAUCCUUGUUAUGCAGAUGAUGGGGGGUGAAUAGUGACGCAAAGGAACUUAGCGUUCUUGCUUCCUUCAGCGGAGCACUGAUGCUAAUUUCUUGUGCCGGUUGGAGUGUUGGAGUGUAUUUAUAUUUUUGAUUCUCUAGAAACAAUUUUCAUGAAGUGUUUCUUAAUGUUGUAAGAUUUAUAUUAUCUUUCACCAAGCAAGAUACAGAUUCUGAAUAUUCCAAAUUGUAAUUCUUCCGGAUUCUGAAAUUUGAGUACUGAAAUCCGUUUAUUUAA